UCCGCCCACGACCACCGCGCAUGCGCACCGCCGGGAGCGACAAAGCGUGUUUCCAAGUUUGGCGGCGCAAAAGUUUUUGGUGAGCCAGACUCGCCAGACGUCGGCGCGACUCCCUCCCCCAUGAAGAUCCGCUUUGCCCCGCUCAGCGUCCCGCUGAGGCGAAGACUGCAAACCGCCGCCGUGCUGCAGUGGAUCUUCUCCUUCCUGGGUUUAGCCCAAUGCUGUCUCGCCACCUUCAUCCUCUUGUCUUUCUCCUCCUGGUGGACGCUGGCAUUUCUCUACGCCGGCUGGCUGUGGCUGGACCGGGACACGCCCAACCGCGGAGGUCGCCGGUGUCCGUGGAUCCGGCGCUGGAGCGUGUGGGAACAUUUUCGUGACUACUUUCCCAUCAAGCUGGUGAAAACGGUCGACCUGGACCCCGGCAAGAACUACAUAUUUGGAUUUCAUCCACACGGUGUGCUGGCCACCGGGGCGUUCUGUAACUUCUGCACAGAGUCCACGGGGUUCUCCGGUCUUUUCCCUGGACUCAAGUCCCACCUCCUCAUGUUGCCCUUUUGGUUCCGAGUGCCCAUCUUCAGAGAUUAUAUCAUGUGUGGAGGUCUGGUGUCGAGCUCCAAGUCCAGUCUCUCCUACCUGCUGAGUCGUCCCCAAGGAGGAAACGUUGCCGUUAUUGCGGUGGGCGCAGCUCCAGAAGCGCUGGAUGCUCGCCCGGGAGCUUUGACGCUGCAGCUGCGGAAAAGGAAGGGCUUCAUCAAAGUGGCGCUGAGGCACGGAGCUCACCUGGUCCCCGUCUUUUCAUUUGGAGAAAACGAGCUCUUCGAUCAGAUUCGGAACCCAAGCGGAUCUCCUCUGAGGACGCUCCAGGAGCGGCUGCAAAGCAUUAUGGGAAUAGCGCUGCCCUUGAUCAACGGCAGAGGAGUCUUCCAGUACAGCUUCGGUCUGUUGCCGCACAGGAAGGCGAUACUCACAGUUGUUGGGAAGCCCAUCCGGGUCCCGACCAGUCCCGACCCGAGCGGCGAGGACAUCGACGCUCUUCAUCAAGUUUACCUGGAACAACUGGGCGAACUGUUUGAGCGGCACAAACACGAAUACGGUCUGCAGGAGCACCAGCAUCUGACCUUCACCUGACCUCUCUAUCCAAUAAAAAUGUCACGCACAAACGCAUAAUUUACAUCAUGAUUGCUCCGUACAAGUGUUGGGCAAAGCAUUCCUUAACCUCCGCCCACCAAAAAUGUACACGAUGUCAAAUACAGUACUGUAUUGAUUGCAAUUUUUUUGGAAACUUUUUCAGUCAUUUAUCAUUUCUUGUCACUGUAAAUCAAAUUAAAAAAAGUGUACAUUUUUUUUAGAUUAAUAAUAAAAAUCAAUAUCAAAUGUG
Syngnathoides biaculeatus (alligator pipefish) is the source of this 1378-nucleotide messenger RNA. RefSeq names its product monoacylglycerol O-acyltransferase 3a (gene mogat3a). Gene Ontology annotation, cellular component: endoplasmic reticulum membrane. Bases 121 to 1128 code for a protein of 335 amino acids. The transcript has 9 exons. Gene Ontology annotation, biological process: triglyceride biosynthetic process. Lineage: Eukaryota; Metazoa; Chordata; Actinopteri; Syngnathiformes; Syngnathidae. Gene Ontology annotation, molecular function: diacylglycerol O-acyltransferase activity. The record is from RefSeq and is a predicted model, not a curated record.